This is a messenger RNA of Rubroshorea leprosula, 1598 nucleotides long. The record is from the annotation of a GenBank genome assembly. NCBI's taxonomy places the organism in Eukaryota, Viridiplantae, Streptophyta, Magnoliopsida, Malvales, Dipterocarpaceae.
UCACAGAGAAAUAUUAGAUACAGUGUAGGAUCAAUGGAGACUGAUGAAACCAGCAUUCGGAGUGCAGAACUUGAUGAGGUCCAUGAACCCAUGUUGCCAGAACACUCCUCUUCGGAGGUAGUUGGCUCCGAACUAGAGGACAUACUGUCUGACCCAGGUUUGUCCCACUUCCAGCGGCUCCGGUCAGCCACCUUGCUCGAACUCAACAUCCUCUUCCGACUAGCAGGUCCAGCCGUUGUCGUUUACUUGCUGAACAAUCUACUUUCUAUGUCCACCCAGAUCUUCUGCGGUCAUCUUGGGAAUCUUGAACUUGCUGCCGCCUCUCUCGGCAACACUGGCAUUCAAGUUUUUGCCUUCGGCCUCAUGUUGGGAAUGGGGAGUGCAGUGGAGACCCUAUGCGGGCAAGCUUAUGGGGCACACAGAUACGAAAUGCUGGGGAUAUACAUGCAAAGGUCGACAAUUCUCCUCACUGCAACUGGGGUUCCACUUAUGCUGAUAUAUAUCUUCUGCAAACCCAUCUUGAUUUUACUCGGUGAAUCAAGCGCCAUUGCCUCUGCUGCUGCAAUUUUCGUCUACGGUCUCAUUCCUCAAAUUUUCGCCUACGCAGCCAAUUUUCCAAUACAGAAGUUCCUCCAGGCACAAAGAAUAAUAGUCCCAAGUGCAUACAUAUCGGCAGCUGUUCUUGUGGUUCAUCUCUUACUCAGCUGGCUUGCAAUUUACGAACUGGGUUGGGGGCUGUUGGGUGCAUCACUGGUCUUGAGUCUUUCUUGGUGGCUCAUUGUGGUGGCACAAUUUGUGUACAUUUUGAUGAGUGAAAAGUGCAAGGAAACAUGGACGGGGUUCAGUUUACAGGCAUUUUCAGGGCUCUGGGCCUUUCUGAAAUUGUCCGUUGCAUCAGCUGUUAUGCUCUGCCUGGAAACUUGGUACUAUCAGAUAAUAGUCCUGAUUGCUGGAUUACUCAAAAAUGCCGAGAUUGCGUUGGACUCUCUGUCCAUCUGCAUGACAGUAGUUGCCUGGUUCUUCAUGGUGGCAUUUGGUUUCAAUGCAGCUGCAAGUGUGAGAGUGAGCAAUGAGCUAGGAGCUGGACAUCCCAAAUCAGCUGCAUUCUCUUCUCUGAUAGCAACUUCAAGCUGUUUCAUCAUCUCUGUGAUCUGUGCCAUUGUUGUGUAUAUGUUGCGCAAUGUGAUCAGCUAUGCAUUCACCAGUGGCACCACAGUUGCUGAGGCAGUGGCAGAACUAUCUCCCUUCCUCGCACUCUCAAUCAUUCUCUGUGGCAUUCAGCCUGUUUUAUCUGGGGUGGCUGUUGGCUGUGGAUGGCAAGCAUUUGUUGCAUACGUCAACGUGGGAUGUUACUACAUAAUUGGUAUCCCAUUGGGUUGCCUUCUUGGUUUCAAGUUUGGUCUGGGGACAAAGGGUCUAUGGAGCGGGCUGAUAGGAGGGACUAUUGUGCAAACUAUUAUCUUAUUAUGGAUCACAAUUAGGGCAGAUUGGCAGAAAGAGGUUGAGAAAGCAAGGAGUAGGAUGGAUAAGUGGGAAGAUACCAUCAAGCAGCCUCUUUUGGAAGAAUAAAGAACAAUAAUUAAAAUCCAAAGUAGCUU